Messenger RNA from Clarias gariepinus (North African catfish), 792 nucleotides. RefSeq names its product lin-28 homolog Ab (gene lin28ab). The record is from RefSeq and is a predicted model, not a curated record. Gene Ontology annotation, molecular function: nucleic acid binding; zinc ion binding. Lineage: Eukaryota; Metazoa; Chordata; Actinopteri; Siluriformes; Clariidae. Bases 1 to 582 code for a protein of 193 amino acids. The transcript has 4 exons.
AUGGCUGAAGGAGGCUGUGCGAAGACCGGAGACGAGGACACGCAGAACUCCGAGGAGGACUCGGCCUCGUUCAGUGGCAGCGGCGUGUGCAAGUGGUUCAACGUGCGCAUGGGCUUCGGCUUCCUCUCCAUGACGAGCAGAGACGGCGCUCCGCUCGAGCGGCCCAUCGACGUCUUCGUGCAUCAGAGCAAGCUCCACAUGGACGGCUUCCGCAGCCUGAAAGAGGGCGAGCCGGUGGAGUUCACCUUUAAGAAGUCGUCGAAAGGUCUGGAGUCUCUGCGGGUAACGGGUCCUGGAGGGGCGCCAUGUGCAGGUAGCGAGAAGAGACCCAAAGGUGCCCAGAAACGGCGUUCUAAAGGAGAUCGGUGUUAUAACUGCGGCGGCCCGGACCAUCAUGCCAAAGAGUGCCAGCUUCCCCCCCAGCCCAAGAAGUGCCAUUUUUGCCAAAGCAUGUCUCACAUGGUAGCCAACUGUCCAAUCAAAGCACAGCAGGCAUCGCCAGGAUCUCAGGGAACCCCCGGCUCGCCGGCGGGAGAAGAAAUCCUGAGCCAUACGGCCUCACCACCCGAUCCCUCCCACUGAACGCAGGGCGGUGACGCGGUAUCCCAGUCAGGGAGAAAUAACGCAAGCACCAAUCAUGCUGCUCACGGACUUAUCUCAGGUUUUGACUCUUUUCAACAGCGUUAAUGAAUGUCGACUCUCACUAGCAUGACACUGUAGUUAAAAAAAAAAAGAAAUCAGUCAUUUAUAGUAGUGAGAUAUUUGUCUUUGAAAUAAUUCAGACUGUGAAAC